This is a messenger RNA of Necator americanus (New World hookworm), 264 nucleotides long. RefSeq lists its product as uncharacterized. The coding region runs from base 1 to 264 and encodes 87 amino acids. NCBI's taxonomy places the organism in Eukaryota, Metazoa, Nematoda, Chromadorea, Rhabditida, Ancylostomatidae. The transcript has a single exon. The record is from RefSeq and is a predicted model, not a curated record.
AUGCGGAUGCUGAGGUGGACGAUAGGUGUAACGCUAAAGGACAAAGUAUCCAACGACACUGUACGCUCCAUCUAUCUCGGCGUCGUCCCGAUAACUGAGAAGAUGAAGGAGGCGCGACUGAGAUGGUUUGGUCAUGUCUUGCGGCGAGAGGAAAAUUCUGUUGCCAAAACCGCUCUGAAGCUCGACGUUUUAGACGGGAGGUCAACGAUUCGCUGGCUGGGCUAUGUGAAGUUGGAUACGAUAGAUGCGCGUUUCGAAGGCUGA